UAUAGUAUCAAUAAAUUUCAAUUAUUACCUUUUUAUAUAGUAAUUUAUUCUUACAUUAUAGUUUCGAAAGUGAAAUGGCACAACCACCAUUAACACCACCAACCACUAGUACUAUUAUUCCACCAUUCGUCGGCCUCAUCGUGAGGAUUCUUACGUUCAUUUGCUUGUUGAUUUCACUCAUCGUGAUUUCCACCAACACUCAUACGACUUUUGAUGAUUAUGGUGAUGAAUACAAAACUAAGUUCAAUGACUUUAUCGCUUACAGAUAUUUGAUUUCUACUGUGGUUAUUGGACUGGCAUAUACUCUUCUCCAAACUGCAUUUUCAAUUUCCUUUGUGACAACUGGAAAUCGUCUUGGUGGUGAGGGAUUUUGUGUAUUUGACUUUUAUGGUGAUAAGUUUAUUUCCUACUUCCUUGUUACUGGAGCAGCAGCAAGUUUUGGGAUGACACAAGAAAUAAAGAGACUUGCAGGCAAUGAUAAUAAAUUUCUCAACACUUCAAAUGCUGCAGCCAGUCUUUGCCUUUUGGGAUUCUUUUUUGCUGCUGCUUCAUCUAUUUUCUCUUCUUAUAAUCUUCCCAAGAGAGUUUGAUUUUAAAAAUAAAAAAUAAAAAAAAACUUGGUUCAAUCCAAUAAUAUGACAGAUUAAUUAUUGUAAGAUUCUGAAGUUUUUUUUUUUGUUUUUUUGUUUUUGGCUACAUUGGGUCAAAAGGUGUCAUGUAAUGUUAAGUUGUAAUUUGUAUUUAUUUUUUUUAAAAAUGUAGUCAUAUGAUUUU
Solanum dulcamara is the source of this 774-nucleotide messenger RNA. RefSeq names its product CASP-like protein PIMP1. Bases 75 to 590 code for a protein of 171 amino acids. The record is from RefSeq and is a predicted model, not a curated record. NCBI's taxonomy places the organism in Eukaryota, Viridiplantae, Streptophyta, Magnoliopsida, Solanales, Solanaceae. The transcript has 3 exons.